Abrus precatorius (Indian licorice) is the source of this 2730-nucleotide messenger RNA. RefSeq names its product receptor-like protein EIX2. The transcript is spliced from 2 exons. The coding region runs from base 23 to 2581 and encodes 852 amino acids. Gene Ontology annotation, cellular component: plasma membrane. The record is from RefSeq and is a predicted model, not a curated record. Gene Ontology annotation, molecular function: protein binding. NCBI's taxonomy places the organism in Eukaryota, Viridiplantae, Streptophyta, Magnoliopsida, Fabales, Fabaceae.
ACUCAAAACUAAUUAAUCAUCAAUGGUUCAACAAAUUUCAAUUGUUCUGUUGCUAUUGCUAUAUGCAACCAAGUUCCACUUUGGCUUGUGUAGCACCAAUAUGAAGCUGUUCUGCAACAAUAAAGAUCGAUAUGCGUUGCAAAUGUUCAAACUUGGUGUUUUGAACAAUAGCCACAAGCUCCCCACUUGGUCCAAUGAAGGAGAUUGCUGUGCGUGGAAAGGGGUCCAUUGUGAUAACAUCACAGGCAGAGUUACAAGACUUGAUCUAAAGCAACAAUACUUGGAAGGUGAAAUCAACUUGUCUUUGCUCAAAAUUGAAUUUUUGAACUACUUGGACUUCAGCUUGAAUGGCUUUACAAGUUUAAGUGCACCUUUUAAUAAAACACAUGCUAACUUCUCUAGCAUUCAGUUCCUAGACCUAUCCUUUAAUGAUGACCUUCAUGUUGAUAAUCUUCACUGGCUUUCUCAAUUUUCUUCCUUGAAAUAUCUCAACCUUAGUGAAAUUAAUCUUCAAAAUCAAACGAACUGGCUUCAGUCCAUGGCUCUGCAUUCAUCACUAUUAGAGCUGAGACUGGGUAGUUGUCAUCUUACUGAUAUCAGUCCAUCCAUGAAGUAUGUGAACUUUUCUUCACUUUUAACUUUUGACCUCUCUGGGAACCACUUUGUCUCUGAAUUACCUUAUUGGUUGUUUAACCUCACAAGUAUCUCAUAUAUUGACCUUAGCUUCAACCUUUUACAAGGACAAAUACCCAAGAACAUGUUGAGUCUUCAAAACCUUAAAUCUCUAAGGCUGAAUGACAAUGAACUCAAUGGAUCCAUUCCUGAUUGGCUUGGUCAGCAUGAAAAUUUACAGUUUCUUGGUUUAUCUGAGAACAUGUUUCAUGGUUCAAUCCCUUCAUCUCUAGGAAAUCUCUCAUCCUUGGUUGACUUGAGCAUCAGCUCCAAUUUACUGACUGGUAAUAUUCCAACCAGCAUUGGACAGCUCUUUAACUUACGGACUUUAUUCAUUGGAGGUGAGUCCUUGUCAGGUGUUUUAUCUGAGAAGCAUUUUUUCAACCUCUCCAAUUUAGAAUCACUGGUUUUGAGUGCACAUUUUGCAUUUGAUUUGGAUUCUGAUUGGAUUCCUCCUUUUCAUCUGAAUGGCAUCAGUUUGAGCAACACAGUUCUAGGUCCCAAGUUUCCAGAAUGGAUAUAUACACAAAAGUCACUAGAAUAUCUAGAGGUUCCCAACUCAAGCAUCUCAUCCAUAAAUGGAGACAUGUUUUGGAGGUUUGUGGUUAACAUUACUCAGCUCAACUUGUCCAAGAACACAAUCAGUGCAGACUUAUCAAAAGUGACUCUAAACUCUGAACUUAUAUUUAUGGACCAUAAUAAUUUCACGGGGGGGCUCCCACACAUAUCAGUAAAUGUCAUCUAUUUGGACUUGUCACACAACUCUUUCUACGGACCCAUUUCCCCUUUGUUCUGCCACAAGUUGGGUAAGGAAAAUAGUUUGGACUAUUUGGACAUAUCAUCCAAUCAUUUAACUGGAGGAGUUCCUGAUUGUUGGGAGUAUUGGAAAGGUUUGUCUUUCCUUUUCAUGGAGAGUAACAUGCUAAAUGGUGAAGUUCCUCCAUCUAUGGGCUCAUUUGUUGACCUCAUAGCAUUGGAUUUGCACAACAAUAGCUUGUCUGGCAAUUUUUCGUUGGACCUGUCAAACGUAAGAAACUUGGAAUUCAUCAACCUAGGAGAUAACCACUUUUCUGGAAGAGUACCAACAAAGAUGCCGCAUAGCAUGGAAGUGAUGCUGUUGGGAUCUAACCAAUUUGAAGGCAAUAUUCCACCAGAACUGUGCAAUCUCCCUUCACUGAUACAACUUGACCUUUUCAACAACAAACUUUCAGGGCAUAUUCCAAAAUGUUUUAGCAACAUUCCUAGCAUGGGUGGAGCACAAAGAACAAGUCACUAUCCAUUUGAGUUCAAUUUGUACACCAAAGGCCAAGAAUUAGAGUUUGAAGACUAUGGGUUGCUUAGAACUCUUGACCUUUCAUUCAACAACUUGUCAGGUGAAAUCCCUGCACAAGUUUUCAGUCUUGUUCAGCUGCAGACCUUAAACUUGUCAAGAAACCAUUUCACAGGAAAGAUAUCAAGAGAGAUUGGAAGCAUGAAAAACUUGGAAUCUCUUGAUCUGUCCAAUAACAAACUUGAUGGUGAAAUUCCUGUGUCCAUUUCCUAUCUUUCUUUCUUGAGCUUUUUGAAUCUGUCAUACAACUAUUUCACAGGACAAAUUCCAUUGGGAACUCAGCUUCAGACUUUUGAUGCAUCUAGCUUUGUUGGGAAUCCUGGACUUUGUGGUGCUCCUCUACCAUUUAACUGCACAAGCGAAAGUGGUAAUGUUGAUGAUUCAAACCAAGGAAACAAUGAUGAUGAAACUGAGUCACUCUACCUUGGGAUGGGUGUUGGUUUUGCAGUGGGUUUCUGGGGCCUUUGUGGUUCUAUAUUCCUCAGCAGGACAUGGAGGUGCGCGUAUUUUCGGUUCCUUAAUCAUGUUGCUGAUCAAGUUCUUGUAUUUGUUGCUGUCAAUUUAAAGUUCAACAGCUAAGGUUCAAAACAUUGAGGAUUGCACGAAAUCACCGAAGUACCGAGUAGCUGUGGCGUUUAUGCAUCAUAUGUUUUGACCCUGUAAUUAAUAAAAUAAAGCUAUAUUUUGAACUUCUUAAGGAGAGGCUAAAAUAAAUAAUCCUUUAUUUA